CUUUGUUUGGCUAACUAAAGUGGAAUGAUACCUAACAGCUGCUACAUGGACCCCUGUUAAGAAAUGCCAUGUUAUUAAUCCACAAAGCAGUGAGUAGACGGACAAACGAGCAGGAAUGUGUUGGACUCAGCUAACAAGUUAAAUAAUUAACGUCGGGGUCAUACGCGAGGCUCCAACAACAUAAACUAGCUCACUUUUAGCUAGUUAGCGCUAACGGUAGCGGGGACCCCCUUUCCUGCUAACACCGGCUAGUUCUCAGGUCAAGUCAGGGAGCGACUCGCACUCUCUGGUGAAGUUACGUAGGGAGCGUGGCUGUGGGCGGAUCUGUGGUUGCCAGUAGCUAGCCAGGCUAGCAAUGACGGAUAGGAUUGUUCCUGCCGGGGUCUGGAUUCCGAGCCAGCAGGCAUGAUUUUAUGGAGACCACCAUACAAGGCCUGAGCUGAUUUGUCAGCCUUGUGUAGGUUGGUUUUCACCCCCCCAAGUGUCCUCUGAAUAUCAGCAGACUAUGGUGGUCUGAACAGAGGAAACGCAGGGAGAAAGCCUGGCACAGUGUGUGUUCACUCUAACACAGCAAGGCUCGACCGCGAGAGGAGCAGAGACGGACUGGAGCAAAGAGAAAAAGAAUAUUUAACACAAAAUGUCUCAAAACAGAGAACUGGUCGUUUUCUACAUAAAGUAUAAGCUCUCCCAGAGAAACUAUCCUCUCACCCACAUGGAACUCAAUGAGUCUCCCAACAGGACUGAUGGCGGGGAGGCAGGGUUGGUUGAGGAACAGCGGAUAGCGACGCACGCCAAUGGAACUUUUAAUGGCACGAGUCCUGGGACCCGUCCAGAGUCCCCGCAGCGGCAGCAACGGCUGCCGUCAACAACGAGCCUGGACGCAGUGAAAGAGGCCCUCCGGGAUUCCGCCAACGAGUUUGAGUUGCGAUACUCCCGCGCCUUCAGCGAUCUGCACAACCAGCUGCAUAUCACGCCGGCCACAGCUUACCAAAGCUUUGCGAACGUGAUGGAUGAGGUGUUCCGGGACGGCUUCAACUGGGGCCGCAUCAUAGGGCUUUUUGUGUUCGGCGGGGCGCUGUGUGUCGAGUGUGUGGAGAAGGAGAUGAGUCCUCUGGUGGGCAGGAUCGUAGAGUGGAUGACCGUCUACCUGGACAACCGCAUUCAGCCAUGGAUCCAGAGUCAAGGAGGAUGGGAGCGAUUUGCUGAAAUCUUUGGGCAGGACGCAGCAGCAGAGAGCAGGAGGUCUCAGGAGAGUUUUAAGAAGUGGCUGCUGGCGGGGAUGACCCUGGUGACCGGGGUUGUGGUGGGCUCACUGAUCGCCCAAAAGCGCCUGUGAGAGGAGAUAGACGAAAACCCUCUUAACGCUCGUCUCCCACGUCCCUCUCCACCUGCCUCCUUCAACACCCUCAGCUUACACACCGCGAAAGUUAAAAUGAAGGUCCUGUUUGUCUCCUCAGAACUGCUGAUGAUGUUUACUUUACUUUUCCCCCCGGACUGAGAAUCCUCACAUUGUUGGACUUUGAGAAAAAGACAGAGAAGAGGAGGAGUUACAAUUAUUCAUGUUUCCACCUUACGCCCACCCUGGUGAAAAAUGCAUGGUUAUACAGAGACAGGCAUAUUAUUCUUUAAUUCAUUAAAUCACCGUUCUUUCUGUUCCCUUUCUCCACUUGUUCCUGUAUGAUUUUUUUUUUUCUUUUUGUAUGUGUGUUUUAGUUUUAACAAAUUUUUGUUUCCCAUUUUCAUCCUCAAAAGAGGCAAAAAGAUUCCAGUCUCCACAGUUAACCCAGACCUGUCUGAUAUAAAGAGCCAGCCUGAGCUGCUCUACAUGUCUCGUCUUGAAGCUUGUUUUGUUGCACGUCCCCACACACAGCUCGACAAUAGCUUUGUAUGUGCCAUAUGGAGAGUAAAAGCAGGGACGGAUGUAGCACCUGCCCCUGAACAGCUUCUGUAGUUCCCAUUCCCUGCCAGCCGCCCUGAUCACCAACACAUACAGUGUAACAUCAUAAUCCAUGACUGCAUACACGGAUUGUUUUGUCUUGCUCUGUGCUCAUGCUUCUAGGUUUUGUAUGAAUGAUACAUGAAAAGGAGUCAAACAGACUUUAGUUAACAGAACAUGGGAGUCUUCAACUAAAAACCUUGUGGGAAACUAAAUCCUCUGCUUGUUUGUGUUUGUUGGUGCGUUUGGUUUUUGGAUUUGUGAAACAUUGAAACCCCACUGCUCCCGCUGAUCUGUGCUUCAUGGUCACACUUGGCCUUGAUCUGAUCCUGAUUGUGUUUAGUCAGCCUGCUGACUGCCAGAUCACCAUGUGUGUGGCAACUCCUCAGAAUCAGUGUGACUGCAUUUCAGACGAGCAGCGUGCCGUGGCUCAGACCUUCCGUGUUUACUUCACAGUAGCUAAAGAAUGCAGCGAAUACUGUAGCAACACACACACACACACACACACACACAGAUGAGAGCGGCACCGGUCACAGCGACACUCAGACGACUCGGAAAGAUCUUUCAACAGCAUGAAAGACUCUUUCAUCUCGACAGUCUUCAGGGUUGAUACUUGGAUAUUUGAAUAUUUGGAUGUUAAGCUGUCAUUUUGGUUACACUUUACUUUAACCCCUUCCCCUCCAUUUAGUUUUUAUAAACAACAUAAAAACAAGCAAUAAAUGGUUUAUAAUACACUAUAAAUGUAAUUGUGAGCAGCUAUAAGGUUUUACUAAUGUAUGUGUUGACAAUUACGGCGUCUGUGAAGCAUCCAUUACUAGUGCGUUAACAGUUAAUGAAUGAUUGACAAUAUAACGCAGCUUCAGUUUAAUGUUCUCUAUGAUUGAACACCAACUGUGUGUUAUCAGAAGUUUUACAAUUCACUCUUAGGCGGGAAAAAAACAGAUAGUGAUAAAUUAUAGUGAUAAUUUUUUUUCCUUAAUGUGACCAAGAUACAAACAAGUGGCGAAAUUAGACAAAAAAAUAUAAAAAUAAAAAAAACUUGUCAGUGCUCUCUGGUGACACUGUCCAACUCAAGAACCAGUCAGUUUUACAUUCCUGCUCCUUGUUGUCACUUACCAGCGAACAUACACAUUGUCAAUCAAUUAUUCUCUGUUCAUACUCCAGUUAUGGAAGUUUCACAGGAGCCAACUGAUGAAACGUUAAUUAACACUUAAAAUGUCUGUCUGGUUACAACCACUUGAUGGAGGAAAUAACUGAUAAUUAGAAAGCAAAAAUGACAACAGUUAGUUAAUGAUUCUCAAAUGUUAAACUUACCCCUUCUGUCUAUAUACAAUAAAAAAAAAUAAUAAUAAUGAUAAAAUGAAUUUCUUUGGGUUUUGGAUUAUUGACAGACAAUUUUCAGUUGCAUUUUAUAGAAUAAACGAUGAAUCAAGUCAUCAAGAAAAUACCCAUUAGUUGCUGCCAUAGUUGUUUAUAUACACUGCUCAGUAUGGUGGUGGGGGGUUUAAGUAAAGUAUCAGUCAUUUUAAGUUUCCUAAUCAUGUGCUGCACUGAUCAAACAGAAAACUAUUUUUGCUGUUUUUUUUCCACCGUGUGCUAAUUCACUAAUCAUUUCCAUUAGUCAGAUCCUACAGUCAGAGUUAUGUUUCAUGUUAACGUCACAGUAAACAUCAGUUUAUGUAGCAAACUGCAGCAGCAGCUGCCUGUGAGGAGACAAUGCAGUUCUGCUUCAGAGGUUAUUUGGUUUGAAUUUGAUGACAAAUGUGUCAGAAUGUGUCUGUUCACCAUCUUAAACAAAUCAGCAACUGUCUGUGGCGGCAGAUGCGUAAAACUAGACACCCGAACCUUCAUAUCUCAUCUCACACACACUCACUCCUAGUUAUCCACACGUUACUUUCACAGUCCAGCCCCUCCACUUCCCCGCCUCGUCCUCCCCAGACACCUCAAAUCUGUCAAAUCUCCAUCCGUCUCUCCUCCUCUCUCCCUCUCCAUCCAGCUCCACCUCUUCCUCUGCGGUCCCCCGGCUGUCACUGCACCUAGUCACGUGUGUCAGUCACAGCUGGCCCACCUGCUGCUUCACAUAAACACACCUCGGCACGCACAGACACGCUUGUAACACACACACACACACACACACACACACACACACACACACACCCGCCAAUCAGAUGUAGUCCACAAGAGACAGGGAGAAGGAGACCUCGUCUUUGUUUCUCAACAUCUUUCAAUCUUUAAUUUAAAGCUGGAGUCGGAGGAGUGUUUGUCGCCAGGCGUUUCACGCAUCAACAACUGGCAGCUCGAUUAAUUUACUGGGAAGGGAGGGAAAAGAGGGGUGGUGGUGGGGGAUGUACCCCUCCCCAUUCCCAGCAUCUUCCAACUGCUUCAAAUUUGAUCUUAUUUCAAAUCCAAUCUGCAGCUCACAACAAUAUGUCCCGGUGUGCUAAAGCAGAACAAUAUAAAGCACAAUACAGCUUCAGUGCAGGACCGACAGGCGCCAUCUGAAGCUCAUCAAACAAGAGUUCAGCACUAGAUUCAACCGUGUGGAGCCACACAGAGAAAACAUUAAAGGAGGGGAGUGUAAAGAAAAUAUCUGGAAACAUCCAUCACUACACUGUCAGUGCAGCUGUGCCUCCAUCUUCAAAGCAGGAGUCAUCUCUCAUCUCUCAUGUUCACGUUUGCUCUUUUCCAUCUUUACAGAAUCAUGUACAUCUACCAACCGAUGUUUCACAAAAAUAAAAUGACAAAAAAAACCUGAUGAGUAUCCCCCUCUAAAUGCUUGUGUCCUGAGCAUCUUAUUAGCCAAGGUCUGCUCUCAUACAUUCCAGUACAGUAUAUAUAUAUUUUUCUAGUGUGUGCCCCACCAAGAAGCUGCUCGUAGGCUUUUCUCUGCGGUCCAGGCCCUCACUUAAACAAAUCCCCUUCUUACAUAUUAUGUGUGUGUGUGUGUCUGUGUGUGUGUCUGUGUGUGUCUGUGUGUGUGUGUGUGUGUGUGUGUGUGUGUGUCUGUGUGUCUGUGUGUGUGCAUGCGUGUGAGCUUUUGUUCCUGAAGGAGGCACAAAUGAAGGAAGCGUGACAGCAUUGGCACGACCCUAUAUAUAUAUAUAUACUUAUAUAUAUAUAUAUAUAUAUAUAUAUAUAUAUGCUAGUUAUUUAAACUAAUUAGAAUAGUACGUUAGCUUAGUAACAUAUUUAAGAAAAACAGAACUGAUGGCUUUUAAACAUUAUUUAUAUUUGGUGUAAAAAGCAUAUUUGGCCUUAAAACUAAAAACCAUCUUUCUAUUGGUGUGCAUUGUCAUUCAUUGUGCUUUUAUUUUGUAGGACUGUUGGACUGCUACUAGACGAGAAAAUGCAAAAACAAAGCAAGAGGAUAUUUUCAAAAGAGGAAAGUUGGGUCUCUGGUGCAUUUUUGUUGGUCAUAAGAGUCUAGAACAACCAUGUCCAAUGGUCUGUUUGUAUGUCUUAGAAUGGCAUUGUAAGAAUUUUUAAGUUCGUUUAAACCUAAUAAAGCCGAUGUUGGAGGA
Messenger RNA from Seriola aureovittata, 5457 nucleotides. It is a transcript of the gene bcl2l1, whose product is annotated as BCL2 like 1. NCBI's taxonomy places the organism in Eukaryota, Metazoa, Chordata, Actinopteri, Carangiformes, Carangidae. Gene Ontology annotation, molecular function: protein heterodimerization activity; protein homodimerization activity. Gene Ontology annotation, cellular component: mitochondrial outer membrane. The transcript is spliced from 4 exons. Gene Ontology annotation, biological process: intrinsic apoptotic signaling pathway in response to DNA damage; extrinsic apoptotic signaling pathway in absence of ligand; negative regulation of intrinsic apoptotic signaling pathway. The record is from RefSeq and is a predicted model, not a curated record. Bases 638 to 1336 code for a protein of 232 amino acids.